AUGGAUGCUCAGGCACUCGCGACAGUUCUAAGAGAGUUCUCAUUAGCAAAUCAAGAAUUUUUUGAGAAAAUAUUAAACAAAAAUGAAGAAGUAUUGAGAAGAGUGAUUAACGGGAAAAAAUCCGCUAAUUCAACUCCAACCUUUCGACGGUUUGAGAGAAAUGUUGAAAAGUGGUCGAUAUAUAUUCAGCAGAUGCAUCAACAUUUUGUGGCACAUCAAGUGAAAGACGAUGUAUUAAAACGCGCAUGUUUCCUUUCGUGGAUAGGUACAGAGACAUUUGAACUUAUUCAAAAGUUAUGUGACAAUAAUAUAGAGAAUAAGUCUUUUGGUGAACUACUAGCAAAAUUGGAUAAUCAUUUUGCGGAAAAACAGCAUAUAUUAGCAGCACGUUUUAAAUUUCAUUUAAUACGAAUGAAAGCAAAUCAAUCAUAUGCUGAGUGGGUGGCAGAACUGCGUGGUGCGGCUAAAGAGUGCAUGUUCCUAUGUACUAGUGAAACUUGCCAGCAAUCGUUUAUAGAUAAUUGUAUACGAGAUAUGGUUGUGAUACACACACCACACGAUAAAGUCCGUAGUGCCGCGUUGCAGAAAACAAACCCAUCGCUAGAGGAAGUACUGCAGAUAGCAGCAAUAUAUGAAGCAACGGUUAAAACUUGUAACGAAAUUAGAGGUGAAGAUAUCAGUCAAACAGUUAAUGAAGUUAAUCACAGUUCAAGUAAGAAAGUUAAACAGAAUCGAAGUAAUAUUAAGUCCCGAAAUUCAGUGAAGGGAGGACAAUCGUGUCCAGCUUGUGGGAAAGCACAUCAAAGAAAUCAAUGUUAUCAUUACAAGAACAAAACAAAGUGUCGGUUAUGUACAAAGCAAGGUCAUAUUGCUGCAGUUUGUCAAUCAGCAGUGACAGGUAUUCAGCAGAAUUCUAAUUUUAAGGUUCGAAGACAGGAACAAAAUAGAGCAAGAGAUGUAUAUUCUAUGAGUGAUGUUUCAUUUGAGUCAAUUAAUGCGAAUGAAACAACGGAAGUUAAAUCAGUUGAUUCGCAACUUAGUUCAUCUAAAAUUUUCGUUGACCUCAAUAUAAAUAACGAAAUUUUAACAUUUCAAGUAGAUACUGGUGCAACAUGUUCCUUAAUUGGUUUGGCGGCAUAUAAACAACUGGGUAGACCUAGUUGUGGGCCUACGAAUAAAGUUCUGAGAGCGUAUGGAGGAGCUGUUAUUUUUCUUAAGGGUUCUCUCAGAGUAAAUGUCAAGUAUGGAAAUAUUACUCGAAGGCUUGAGAUACUUGUAGUUAACGAUGAAUAUGUUACUAACAUACUGGGAUUGGAUUUGUUUACAGUAUUAAAUUUCAAACUGCAGUUACCUGUUAUUGAAUGUUAUGCAAAUAAUCCUUGUGACAGUCAACAAAGUUUAACCGCAUCUCUACAUGAACUCAGAUGUCAACAUGCUAACAUUUUUUCUUCGAAAUUGGGGCGUUGUACGUUGUUCAAAGCUGAAAUCAGAUUGAAGUCAGAUGCUAAGCCUAAAUUCUUUAAACCAUACAACCUGCCGUUUGCGAAAAGAGAAGACGUUCGCAUCGAAAUUGAUCGGUUGGUAAAUAUUGGAGUUUUGAAAGCUAUCAGAAGCAGCGUCUGGGCCGCUCCUAUAGUUGUAGUGUCAAAGCCAAAUGGAAAAUUACGUAUUUGUGCAGAUUUCAGAAUUGGUGUGAACUCGCAAAUUGAGAUUGACAGGUAUCCAAUUCCUAUAGUUGAGGAACUUUUUUAUAAACUUCAAGGAGGACAAUUUUUCACAAAAAUUGAUCUUAGUGAAGCGUACUUGCAAGUAGAAUUGUCUGACGCAACAAAAGAAUUUCUAGUCAUUAAUACGCCAUUUGGUUUGUUCCAGUUUCAACGAUAG
This is a messenger RNA of Teleopsis dalmanni, 1884 nucleotides long. RefSeq lists its product as uncharacterized. The record is from RefSeq and is a predicted model, not a curated record. The transcript has a single exon. NCBI's taxonomy places the organism in Eukaryota, Metazoa, Arthropoda, Insecta, Diptera, Diopsidae. Bases 1 to 1884 code for a protein of 627 amino acids.